Siniperca chuatsi (mandarin fish) is the source of this 3418-nucleotide messenger RNA. It is a transcript of the gene matk, whose product is annotated as megakaryocyte-associated tyrosine kinase. The transcript is spliced from 13 exons. The coding region runs from base 311 to 1699 and encodes 462 amino acids. Gene Ontology annotation, molecular function: protein tyrosine kinase activity; ATP binding; protein binding. Gene Ontology annotation, biological process: protein phosphorylation. The record is from RefSeq and is a predicted model, not a curated record. NCBI's taxonomy places the organism in Eukaryota, Metazoa, Chordata, Actinopteri, Centrarchiformes, Sinipercidae.
AUCAACCUCAUGAAACAUUAACCACAUUUUCCUAAAUAUUGAGGAAGUGGUGUCACACUGAAAUGAGCGCUCACACCACAGCUGCAGUACAUGUCUAGGAUAUGAAUAUCUCCAGAAUCGGUUCCUGCUGUGUUUUAAUGAGGAAAUUCGAAUGAGACAGACAGCGGCGGCAGCUGCUGAAGGAUUUAAAGUCGUGGUGGUGUUUUCUUCUAGUUUACUGAGCGAGCUGUCCUGCAGAGGAAGGCUGUCCGCAUCUGACCAGAGAGCGCAGGUGUUAAAUACAUAAUCAUCCGACCCUCCAGCCCUGCUCAUGACAAAGAUGAGCUGGGCUGUCGGUACACAGUGUGUAGCCAAGGGGGACCACAGGAAACCAAAACCUGGAGAUCUGGCGUACCACAAAGGAGACAUCCUCACUAUUGUUGACACGAGCAUGAAGAAGGGAUAUUACACGGCCAAACACAACACCACAGGAGAGGAGGGACUCAUAAACUCCACCAAUGUGCGUGAAAGAGAGGCUCUACGUGUCGACCCCGGCCUCAGCCUCAUGCCUUGGUUUCAUGGGAAGAUCUCCGGUCCAGUGGCGGUGUGUAAGCUACAGCCGCCCGAGGAUGGCUUGUUCCUGGUUCGAGAAUCCAUCCGCCAUCCCGGCGACUACGUCCUGUGUGUCAGUGUCUCUGGAGAGGUCAUCCACUACCGGGUGAUUUAUCGGGACAACAAGCUGACCAUCGACAACAAACAGUAUUUCUACAACCUCAUUGACAUGAUAGAGUUUUACUCAAAGAACAAAGGCUCCAUCGCUACAACUCUUCUGAAGCCCAAACAAAAACAAGGAGCCAAGUCAGCUGAGUUGGAGCUGUCUAAAAAUGGAUGGCUGAUGGACAUUACGAAGCUCACGCUGGGAGAGAAUAUUGGAGAGGGAGAGUAUGGUGCUGUUUUUGAAGGAGAGUAUAUGGGCCAGAGGGUGGCAGUGAAGACCAUAAAAUGUGAUGUCACAGCUCAGGCCUUCCUGCAGGAGACAACUGUCAUGACGAAGCUCCAGCAUAAAAACCUGGUGCGAUUGUUGGGGGUCAUUCUUCACAAAGGGCUUCAUAUUGUCACUGAGCUCAUGACUAAGGGAAACCUUGUUAACUUUCUCAGGACAAGGGGACGGUCAGUCGUAAACUCAACUCAGCUGCUCCGCUUUGCUCUUGAUGUGUGUGAGGGGAUGGAGUACCUGGAGUCCAAGAAGUUGGUUCAUAGAGAUUUGGCAGCUCGUAACGUGCUGGUCUCUGAUGACAGCGUGGCCAAGGUCAGCGACUUUGGUCUGACCAAGGUGGACUCGAAGGUAUCAGAUAACGUCAAACUGCCCGUCAAAUGGACCGCCCCCGAGGCUCUAAAGAAAGAGAAAUUCUCCACAAAGUCAGAUGUUUGGAGCUACGGUGUUCUUCUGUGGGAGAUCUUCUCUUACGGUCGUCAACCAUACCCUAAGAUGUCUCUGAAGGAGGUGAAGGAGAGAGUGGAGCGGGGCUAUCGCAUGGAGGCUCCAGAGGACUGCCCCCCUGGUGUUUACUCUCUGAUGAAGAUUUGCUGGGAGCAGGAGCCACGCAGAAGACCUGCUUUCCACAAACUAAGAGAGAAACUUGAACAAGAGAUGGGUAAACUCAGCCCGAGCCCUGGGUCGGAGCGUCAGGUUAGGAUCAAGUCUGGAUCUGGCUGCUGAUCUUUGUUGUGAAUCUUGAACUCACGAUUGUGAGAAUAGAGUGCCAGCUGUUGGACAGCUAAUCCACACAUUGUUACAGUUCCAACUGGAUUCCUUUAACCUAACAGAUGACAAGAUGAUCAUUAUGUAACUCUGGUCAUCAUGUAAUGCCUAUGAGAAAGGGUUUAAUGGUUGGAGCCAUGAAUAUACUAAACAUUGCUUUAGUGGAGCAAAAAUGGGUGAAUCAGACCGUGGUAUGAUCAUUUUCACUGCCAGAUUUUUAGCCACACUAGCUGCUCGGCUCUAUGGAUGGCAAGGUCGGUCUGUCGGUCUGUUGGUCUGUCGGUCUGUUGGUCUGUCGGUCUGUUGGUCUGUUGGUCGGUCCACCACUUUGGUCCAGACUGAAACUAUUUGAUGGAUUGCCAUGACACUUUGUACAGACAAUAAUUCCCAUGAAAAGACAAAAACCAACAAUGCAUGAAUCCAACUAACAAGUGUCCUACUGUCAUUAAACACACAUCAAUGACCCAGACCCUUUCACUGGGUGACAUUAUAAUGAACAUGGUAGUUUAUGUUGACUUAUUAAACUUCAGUGCCCAGCUGUUUGGAAAUGAUUUAGCCCCUUUUAAAAAAUUAAGCUUUACAUUUAAAGAUUUAUAUCGUCAGGCUGAGUGCCACAGGAAGCCAAAAAGCAUUUGAGAGCUGUUCUAUCACAUUGUUGGUUUUUAAUGGGAUUUGUAAACAAUAACAAAAAUACAGAAUACCGCCAGUCUCAUCCUUAAACAGUAUUGUGAAGCCUGAUGAUGAGUGGCAGCACAGCAACAUAAUGUGUUAGAAAUACUGGACAUUUAGUUUGAAUCUCCUGAAUGACAUGUCAUGUGUCUGAAUGUCAGUCCAGUCAGUCAAGUAAAAGCAAAUGGGAUUUAGUGUCUCUUUAUUGCCAUAUGAAUAUGGUAACAUGUAUGAUCAAAAAUCUACUGUUUUACAUGAAGCUUAAACACAGAUAUUUAAUGUCAGGGAGAGAUCUCCGAAAAAGAUUAAACAUGUAUAGGAAGGAGAAGGGAAAGAGAGAGAUGGAGAUAGAGAUAGAGGAAAAAUGUUCAUCCUGAAAGUAAUGACAGAUCACCCAAAUCUGCUUGUUUCCCAGUAUUAAUGCUCAGCAAUAUGCCAUGGACUCAGGGCGUAGUAUUAAAAAUAUGUAAUGUCAUUGCUGGUUUACAGUAAGUAAAGAAUUUUACUUAUAACGGGCAGCAUUUUGCUUGUGUGCAGAGAACAUUGGGAGGAUUUGACACAUUCUCUAUAGCCCUUUGGUUAAUUCUCCUAAAGCACGGUAGCUUUGUGACUUGUAUGAAAGCCAGAAGUCAGAGAUGAACUUUGACAUGUAUUUUAUAUUUUCAGAUUUUGUUUUAGAAACCAAGCCUACUUUACUAUAUUAUUUUGGACACUUUGUCCAUCACACUCCGCCAGUCAGCAUUCUUGGGGCAGAUUUUAUUUUAAUUCAUUCAAAUUUAAUUUGUUUUGAAAGACAACAUCUAUGGGAAAAACAGCAUUUAUAUAGGCUUUUGAGAUUAUAAGAGUGACUUUGUGUUAUCCACCGUCCUCUUGGGAUUUUUGCAGGUACAGAAUGUUUUCUGCUUUCCUAAUCUUUUGGGGGGGAAAGGGUUUUGGAUUGCAGAUGAUUAUUUUACAUAUACAGUCACAUAUUCUAUUCAUUAAAGUAAAUGUAUCUUACUCAUUUCA